Messenger RNA from Momordica charantia (bitter melon), 1333 nucleotides. Its product is annotated as Phosphoenolpyruvate carboxylase family protein. Gene Ontology annotation, cellular component: cytoplasm. Gene Ontology annotation, molecular function: aldehyde-lyase activity. The record is from RefSeq and is a predicted model, not a curated record. NCBI's taxonomy places the organism in Eukaryota, Viridiplantae, Streptophyta, Magnoliopsida, Cucurbitales, Cucurbitaceae.
AAUAAAAAAUAGUAAAACCCUAAACCAAACUCAUCUUCCUCCUCAUUUCACUGACCAAACUGAUCUCCUCUGUUCCUCCAGGCUCCAACAAUGGCGAUUCCUUCCUCCUUCACCAUUUCUCCCUCCUUCCUCUCUUCUUCCAAACUUCUCCCCACCAAAUCCCUCUCCUUCUCUCGCUCCGCUCCAUUUCUCUCUCCUUUCAGAACCCUAUUCCCCAUUUCAUCCAAUUCCUCCUCCAACCCCUCAAUUCCUUCCCCCAUUGAUUCCUCAGAUUCAUUCGCCGCCCCUUCCCCGGCCGUCAAUCGGAAUCUCAAGUCCCGUCUCCGCAAUGGCGACACCCUCUACGGCCUCUUCCUUCUCUCCUUCUCCCCCUCCCUCGCCGAGAUCGCCGGUCUCGCCGGCUACGACUUCGUCGUCGUCGACAUGGAACACGGCUACGGUGGCAUCUCCGACGCCCUCCCCUGCCUCCACGCCCUCGCCGCCGCUCAAACAGCCGCCAUUCUCCGCCUUCCCGAGAGCUCCGCCGCGUGGGCGAAGAAAGCGCUAGAUUUGGGCCCGCAGGGUAUAAUGUUCCCGAUGAUCGAUUCGUCGAAAGAGGCGAAGAAAGCGGUGUCGUACUGCAGAUUCCCUCCCGCCGGAGUCCGAGGAUCGGCCCACCCGGUGGUCAGAGCAUCCAAAUACGGGAUUGACGAAGGGUACUUGAGCAAUUACGAGGACGAGUUGCUGAUCAUGUGUCAGGUGGAAUCGGAGCAAGCGGUGAAGAAGAUAGAAGAGAUAAUGGAAGUGGAUGGCGUGGAUUGCAUUCAAAUGGGGCCAUUGGACAUGAGCGGGAGCAUGGGGUAUCUAUGGGAUCCGGGGCACAAGAAGGUGAGGGAGAUGAUGAGGAGGGCCGAGAAAGCUGUACUGCAGAGCAAAGGCGAUAAUGGUGAAGAGGGUGCCUUUUUGGCUGGAUUCUCAAUGCCCCACGAUGGCCCAAUUGACAUGAGAAAACGUGGAUAUCGGAUGAUUUCUGGGGCUGUGGAUUUGGGUUUGUUUCGAACUGCUGCUGUAGAGGAUGUGAGAAAGUUUAAGAUGAGUGAAAUCAGUGGCUCUGAGGAUGAGGAUCAGCCGCUAACUCACAUUGAGGAGGAUGAAGAAGACAAGUACUGGAGCGAAUGAAACAACCUUUUUGUUUUUCCAUCUUUUUGGUAUUCUUCUUUAUCUUUCAAGUACAUAAGUAGAGCUUGGAGAGUUGCAUUUCUUGACAUGGGUCUUUAUAAAUCAUGCUCAUAUGUGGAUGUGGAUAUGCACUUUCUCCUGUUCUCAAUGUUUUUACAUACAAUUUUUCAGUCUA